GGCGUGGUGGGCUCGGCGGAGCAGAACCGCGCGCACAGCGCCCGCUUCUUCGACUUCCUCACGGCCGAGCUGGGCCUCGGCCCCGAGCGGAUUAUCAUCCGCUUUUACCCAGUGGAGCCCUGGCAGAUUGGCAAGAACAGAACUGUCGUGACUUUCCUAUAAUUCUGCGGGACGCCCGUUGGAACAAAGCUCUGGCAAAGACAUAACCCGGAGAUGACCAGUGCCAUCCUCUUCUUUCUUCUUAUGAUCUUAUCUG
Tinamus guttatus (white-throated tinamou) is the source of this 256-nucleotide messenger RNA. Lineage: Eukaryota; Metazoa; Chordata; Aves; Tinamiformes; Tinamidae. The record is from RefSeq and is a predicted model, not a curated record.